Trypanosoma grayi is the source of this 1013-nucleotide messenger RNA. RefSeq lists its product as hypothetical. The transcript has a single exon. NCBI's taxonomy places the organism in Eukaryota, Euglenozoa, Kinetoplastea, Trypanosomatida, Trypanosomatidae. The annotation marks the transcript as partial. The record is from RefSeq and is a predicted model, not a curated record.
AUGACGAUGAGUGUGCGCCACGUGCCGUUCGUGCUGGCCGCUCUGCUGUGCGGCGUGUGCGUGGCGGCUGCGGCGAUUGGGCAAGUACCGCCGCAGGGGGAGUCGGGGGCUAAGGAAGCUGACCUCCAGGCGGCAACCGAUGCACUGAACAAUGUCAAGGCAGAAGUUGAAGCCGCUAAAAAGGGUGCGGCAGACGCUGUGCGUUCGGCGACAAAAGCUUUUCACGCACAAACCUAUGCCUCGCAAAAACUGCAAGACGCUUGGACGGAGGCUGGCAAGGAAAUGAAGCCACAGCAACAGCCACAGACGACUGUGGCAUUAAAUACAGCGACCGAAGCAGCAAAGACAGCGACUGAAGCGGCGAAGACAGCGGUCAAGGCAGCGAAGCAAGCGACUGAGGAAGCACUAAAGAUGGCGAAUGGGGCCGUUGUUAGUGCUGCUGCUGUCGUGGAGAGCCUCAUAAAGGAUGCGCAGAGGUACAAGGAAGAGAGCGGCGCCGUGCAGAAGAAUGCAACAGCGGGCGCAGCGGCGAAGGCACUAAUGGCGGAGGCCGCAACUGCAGCUCAGGCUUCAUUGGAUGUCGGCAAAAAGCUCCAUGAGCUUUGUAAAAAGGCUGCGGGGCGCACCUCUACCGCUUUUAAGGGCGCACAAGACGCAGAAAGUAAAACCAGUGCUGUGACGGCCGUCUCAGUGAAGGACGUUGAAGGUAAGAACGUUGAGGAAAAGCAAAAGAAACUAAACGUAACACAAAUAAAUAUAUUGAAAGUGGCAAAUGCUUUGGUCCCGGUGGUGGCGUACGGGGAUUUCGCAUUGUGGAACUUAACUGAUGCUGUCAUUAUGGCUGCAGAGGCGGAGAAACUGAGGAAGGAGGCAGCGAAGCAGGCGGAGGCAGCGAAGAACGCCGUUGACGAGAUCCCCGCACCAGACGCCGAUCCUCAGACGACGGAGUCGACGCUUGCUGCCACCGGCACGACGGUGACUUCAGAAGAGCAGUUGAAAUCAGAGGCCGAGCA